AUCAAAAUCGAAAAUUAUUUAGCCUAGCACCGCCACUGCAAGCUACCAAACAAAUUCUAAGUUCCAAGAAGAUUACUUAAUUUUUUGGCAAUAUAAGCGUCUUUAUUCUGGCACGGACCAGACCAAAUUCAAUGGCUCCCACUUCCCCGCCGCUGCAGACCUUUUUCCUCAUCCUCCUCCUUUCUGCUUUGCCGCCACCGACAAUCACCUCCAUUAAUGCCUCUACCGAUCCCUCCGCUGCCGCCGCCCGAAAUAGCUCGGCUGGUCACGCUCUGUGCCAAUCCACGCCCUACCCCACCGCCUGCCUCUCCGUCGUGAAGCUUUCCAUCUCCGUAAACAUCAACCCCACCGUCCUCUUCCUCGCCCUCCAGUCCCUUCGAGUGGCCCACGACGAAGCCAGUAAGCUAUCCCCACUCCUCUCCCCAGAAGCCGGCGGCCUCACCGAGUCACAGCGAGGCUCCCUACAGGACUGCCGCGAACUUAACGAUAUCACCCUCGCCGCUAUACAGAGGUCGGUCGGCCUCAUCGGGACGGAGCCCAGCAAGCUCGCCGACGCCAAGGGGUUCCUCUCCGCCGCUCUCACCAACCGCGCCACCUGCCUGGAAGGCUUAUCCGGUGCGAAAGGCCCGCGCAAGGCUCCGCUCCUCGACGCUUGGAACGCGGCUUACGCCCACGUCAGCAACUCGCUUUCCCUCGUUGCCCGCUCGUCCGGCGGCCAGCACAAAGGGAUCCGUACGGCCUCCUCGUCGCCGUUCCCGGCAUGGGUCGGGAGGAAAGGAAGGCGGUUGCUGCAGGGCUGGGACUAUGGUGAGUACGACCCUGACUCUGUGGUGGUGGUAGCGGCGGACGGGACGGGAAAUUUCUCAUCGGUGGGGGAGGCGGUGGAGUGGGCACCCACCAACAACGACGAUCGCAUUAUCAUCCUAGUUCGAGCCGGCGUGUACGAAGAGAACGUCUUCAUCACCAGCAAUAAGACCAACAUCGUCCUCAUCGGCGACGGCAAGGACGUCACUGUUAUCAGAUCCAACCACAGCGUCGCCGACGGCUGGUCCACUUUCCGAUCAGCCACGGUUGCCGUGUCGGGCGACGGAUUCCUGGCCCGUGACAUCACGUUCCAGAACACUGCUGGGCCGGAGAAAAAUCAGGCGGUGGCCCUCCGCGUGAACGCCGACCUGGUGGCGCUCUACCGCUGCGGGAUCGACGGGUACCAGGACACGCUGUACGUUCAUUCGUUUCGGCAGUUCUACCGGGAGUGCGUCAUCGCCGGCACCAUCGACUUCAUCUUCGGCAACGCCGCCGUCGUCUUCCAGGGCUGCAACCUGUUCGCCAAGCUGCCUCUCCGCGGCCAGUCCAACGCCGUCACGGCCCAGUCCAAGGACGACCCAAACGAGAACACCGGCAUCUCCAUCCAAAACUGCUCCGUUCUCGCGUCGUCGGAGCUCGCCUCUGCGAACUUCCAGGUGAGGACGUACUUGGGGCGGCCGUGGAUGGUCUACUCGACGACGGUGUACAUAGAGUCGUACAUGGACGGAUUGGUGGAUCCGGAGGGGUGGCAGGAGUGGCCGGGAGGACAGGGCUUGGACACGUUGUACUACGGCGAGUACAUGAACGAGGGGCCGGGGGCAGCCACCGACGCCCGGAUCACGUGGCCGGGCUACCACGUGAUGGACUACGAUGAGGCGUCGAGCUUCUCUGUGUCGCAGUUUAUCUAUGGGGAUGAAUGGCUCGAGUCCACCUCCUUCCCUUACGACAAUGAAAUUUGACCUGUUUCGUGAAUUGGAAUUGGAAUAAUUAAAAGAGAUGACUCUAUUUAAUUAGUAGUUGAAAAAAAAAAAUACUCUAGCCCUUUGGU
Messenger RNA from Zingiber officinale, 1852 nucleotides. Its product is annotated as probable pectinesterase/pectinesterase inhibitor 12. The record is from RefSeq and is a predicted model, not a curated record. The transcript is spliced from 3 exons. Gene Ontology annotation, biological process: cell wall modification. Bases 132 to 1763 code for a protein of 543 amino acids. Gene Ontology annotation, molecular function: pectinesterase inhibitor activity; pectinesterase activity. NCBI's taxonomy places the organism in Eukaryota, Viridiplantae, Streptophyta, Magnoliopsida, Zingiberales, Zingiberaceae.